UAGCGAAAAUGGCUUCUCGGACUCACGACGACGCCGCAUCCCUCGCCCCCUUCACUGCUGGUCUCCGAAGCGAUCAUGGCGAAGUUCUCGUUCGAGGAGGGAGGAGAGGGGAGCGGCGUGAGGAAGCGGAGGAGGAUCGUCGCGGCGGGGGAGAUCGAUCCCACCCGUGCGGAGAAGCGAUUUGAGGAGUCGGAGGUGGAGGACGACGAAGGAGAGGAGGCGAUCGAAGAGGAAGAGGAAGAGGAAGAGGAAGAAGAAGGAGCGAUUGCUACGGAGAAUGGCGAUGGGAUUAGGGUUAGGGUUGAUCCCGACCUUUUGGAUUGCUCCAUUUGCUUUGAGCCCUUGCGACCUCCUCUUUACCAGUGCCAAAACGGUCAUGUGGCGUGUUCUUCAUGCUGGUCCCAGCUCUGCAACAAAUGCCACAUCUGCUCUCGUGAAGUGAGCCGCAGCCGGAACGUCUUCCUCGAAAAGAUCAUCGAGUCGAUCAAAGUCUCGUGCUCGUACGCCAAAUGGGGGUGCCCCGAAAAUAUAAGUUACCCAAAAAGGCCCGCCCAUGAAGAGAAAUGUAUCUUCGCCCCGUCCGAGUGCCCCUUUCCCGGUUGUUCAUACAAGGGCUUCAAUCGGUGCUGGUCGGGCCACUUCGUCUCUAGUCACAAAUUGUUUCCCAAGAAGUUUAAAUACGACCACUUGUUCAAGAUGAGUUUACCGACUACCGAGCAAUUUGUAUAUCUUUUAGGACCCGACAGCCAACUCUUCCUCUUACUUAACAAAAAUGUUGAGCCCACCGGUUAUGCUCUUUCCAUAGUUUGCAUUCGUGGUGGCGUUAUGAAGUGUAAGUUCUCUUACGAACUCGCUGUAACUGCAAGCAAUGGAAGCUCUUUACAGUUGAAGGCCUCUGUAAUGGAUAUUAGGGAGUGGAACGGAAUUUACCCGACCGAUGCGUUCCUUUUGGUUCCGUCGGAGUUCGCUCCCUCCGCAAGCGAAAUCGAAGUCGAAGUCUCUGUUUGCAAACUGUAAUCUUCUGUUGCAAAGUGUAAAGAAUAGGUUGCUUUGUAUAUUAUAUGUGAGAAAGUGCUUCUCUCUGCUGGAGAUAAGAUGCAAAUUUUGUUUUGUUUGUUGUGAUCAGUUCAAUGUCUUGUAAAAUGAGAAGGUUUGGGAUUACUAAUUUAAUGAAAAUAUAUUUGUCAUGUUUCAUGUUUAAAA
Ananas comosus (pineapple) is the source of this 1203-nucleotide messenger RNA. Its product is annotated as putative E3 ubiquitin-protein ligase SINA-like 9. The record is from RefSeq and is a predicted model, not a curated record. The transcript has 2 exons. The coding region runs from base 76 to 1017 and encodes 313 amino acids. Lineage: Eukaryota; Viridiplantae; Streptophyta; Magnoliopsida; Poales; Bromeliaceae. Gene Ontology annotation, molecular function: zinc ion binding.